Aegilops tauschii subsp. strangulata is the source of this 968-nucleotide messenger RNA. RefSeq lists its product as uncharacterized. Gene Ontology annotation, biological process: regulation of DNA-templated transcription. The record is from RefSeq and is a predicted model, not a curated record. NCBI's taxonomy places the organism in Eukaryota, Viridiplantae, Streptophyta, Magnoliopsida, Poales, Poaceae.
UUCGUCCCUUCCCUUUCCCCUCCCCUCCCCUCCCCUCCCCCCGAAUAUUCCAAGCUUGCGUCUUGCGGCGGCGGCGGCGGCGAGGAGGACCCCGAUUUCGCCUCCGCUCGGCCGGCCAAGAGGUGCGUCCUUCCCGCCCUCAACGCCGCGAGCUUCCUCUCCGGUCCGGGGCGUCUCCUUCCGAGGUGGUAGUAUGAUGAGGCCGUGGCGGCGUCGGCACGCGGAGAUCCUCAACACUCCUCGAGGCAACAACGGAGCUACUAUGCCUGGAGCAGAUGAUGCGUUUCCGGCAGAGUCGAGGACGACGGUGUUCUUUGGGGCUGUGACAUCUAAGUCAGAACCGCUGACCUUUCAAGAGUCCCUCGGAUUUGUCAAGAAAGUGAAGGCUCGCAACUACAUGCUGUACCUGUCGCUGUUCGACAUCCUCGGCAGGACGGAGCUGUCCCAGCUAGAGGCCUACCAAACGCUGCAGCUGCUGUUCCGCGACCACCCGGACCUGCACGAAGGGCUGGAGAAGUUCAGGCCCCCGAUGCCCGCCAAGCACGCCGCGGUGAACAGCAACCUCUGGCCGUGGGUGUUUGCGUGCGCCGCCGUCCCGCUGGUUGCGAUGAGCCUGAUCCCAGCGCUGGGGAACCCGGUGCUGUGGCUCGUGCAGCAGACGCUCGGCGAGAAGAUGAGGGCGGCGUGAUUCGAGCCUGAUUCCGUUCGGCUACUGCAGUUGCAGGCAGCAUGUACAUGUUGCUUCUCGGCUGGUCGAUAGGUCAAUCAUCAAUCAAUCAAUCAAUAAUGUAAUUAAUUGACACAUGGUCUUUUGCAUGCGUGCGUGCGUGUGGUGUGGCUGGUGUUUAUAUAGUUAAGGUAGAGCAAGCAGAACAACAUCAUCAUGAUGGGAGAAAAUCGGGUUUAUCAGGCUGCGCGGUACUGUCAGGUAGGCACUGGGAAGAAAGAAAUUUGGUCACAAACAAUUA